Molecule: messenger RNA, 720 nt
Organism: Knipowitschia caucasica
Lineage: Eukaryota; Metazoa; Chordata; Actinopteri; Gobiiformes; Gobiidae
Source: the annotation of a GenBank genome assembly
AUGGGUGCCGAGUAUGUGGGAGCUAUGAGGGGAGCAGCUAAAGGAGUCACGAUAGAACUGAGUAUCAAUCGCAUGAGACGGUCGUGGGAAGAGGACGGAGAUAGAAGAGUAGGUAGUAAGACAUGCGUCGGGCUGGUUGGUAGAGUCUGUUUGAGGGGUCUUGUUUACGGCCGGGGUGUGGCGCGGGUCAGCCGUGUGGCUCUCGAGUGGGCGCUGCGACGCGAUGGGAGCAUGCCCGGAGGAGAAAAUGAUUAUCCCAGAGAGUUUGUGUGUGGGCGGUUCCUUUCCUGUCUACGGUGGGGGGGGGGGCAGUUAAGUGAGGUGAGGCUGAGGGGAGCGAGUGCGUCGCCCGGGCGCUACAUCGCCGACAACGAUAGCCAUGGGCGCGAGGUAGAGGAGUCGUGGAGGUCCGCCCCAGGGGUGGAGCGCCGUAGCCGACUAGCCGUCCACGAAGCUCGUGGCUGUGGUCGUCGGGUCUACGAACCGGCUCGCUCUGGGGUAAUUGGUUGUCAGGUACGUGAUGAGUCUGCGUUCGUGGGAGAGGGUGGGGACAUCAGGGUGAGGCACAUCAUGGUGAGGACAUCAGGCUGGGAACAUCAGGGUGGGGGACAUCAGGUGAUGGACAUCAGGGGGGGUGGGGCACAUCAAGGGUGCGGACAUCAGGUGAAGGGACUCAGGGUGGGGCACAUAUCAGGGGUGGGGGUCCGCAUCGAGGGGUGA